Molecule: messenger RNA, 1554 nt
Organism: Podospora bellae-mahoneyi
Lineage: Eukaryota; Fungi; Ascomycota; Sordariomycetes; Sordariales; Podosporaceae
Exons: 5
Coding region: 763-1524 (253 amino acids)
Molecular function (GO): peroxidase activity
Source: RefSeq, a predicted model, not a curated record
CCUCACAAUGCGGUGUUUAGCAAUUCUUUUCUUCAGCACAAUGGUGUCUGCUCAAGCGUCAAACACGCAGUGUCCCGACUCCGAAUUAGCUUGUCAUGAUGUGAUGAAUUCCUCGCAGUGUAUAGCGGCUUUGAUACUCGACAAUCCUCAACGGGCGACGAAAAAUGCUUUGAUCGAGUGUGUGGAACAUGAGGGGACAGCGAGCAGUCUACCAGGAGCCCAGAAAUACUGUCGUUGUCUGGGUUGUCAUGUCGCCGCCAUUAAUGCCAAGCUUGCUGAGCUAUUCUGUUCAUAAAACGAGUGAUGGCUGGCUGGCAAGGAGGUUGGAAUAAGGUUUUGACAUGGAGACUGAACAGCUUCCCGGUUGCAGCUGGCGGCAAAGAUUCGGUGGCUUUGAAACGCCACCCAGAAGAUUGGCUCACAUGAGUUUCUCGGUGUGAAACACGGCGUGAGCACUAGACUAGGAUAAUUUGGGCGUGCACUUGACCCAGUCAGAUGUCACCUCAGACACACGGUGCUUAAUGUGUGUGACUAAGGGCACGUGCAUCUCACUCAGAUCCCAAAACAUGAUCUCGCGAGGAUUAAAUCAAAUCGUACUCCUUUAAAAGACUCGGACCUGUUCUGAUCCUUUUGCUGAUACAAUUCCGAGCCCAUCCAUCCAACAUCUUUUGUACCAAGUAUCCAGCUACCCCCACCAACAGCAACCCCUCCCGGCCUCCUAAGCAACCAUCACUUCCCCAGUCAUCAUCACCCAAAGCCAAAAUGUCGCUCGCCUUCAAAGUCAUCACAUCCUUCUCCUCCAUAUUCACCGCAACCUACAGCACGAUCGAGUCCCUCAUAACUUCCCCCAACCAGGUCACCAACCACCAACAGGACCAUGCCUUCCAAGCCCCCUCCGCCACCGAUAAACGCAGCCCAUGUCCGAUGGUCAACGCUCUCGCAAACCACGCCUACCUUCCCCGAGAUGGGUCCAACGUCUCCCUCCUCAAGCUCAUCCAAGCCGCCAAAGAGGGCAUCAACCUCGCCCCCGACGCAACCCUCAUCGUCGGCCUCAAAGCCCUCCAAACCUCCACCACUGGCAGCUGGUUAACCUUCAACCUGGACGACCUGAACAAACACGGCGUCAUCGAACACGACGCCUCCCUCAGCAGAAAAGACGUCUUUUUCGGCGACAACCACUCCUUUUCCCCCGAGACGUGGGAAACAGUAUUUAAACACUUUCGAGGACUGGAGAAAAUCCCCCUCCAAGUUGCCGCAGCGGCCAGGAAGGAAAGAGUGGAGAGUGCAAGGGCUUCCAACCCGGAGUUUAGCCUGACCGAGGAUCAGAACAGGUUCUCCAUUUUGGAGACCAGUCUGUAUCUCAUGGUCUUUGGGGAGGGAACGCAGGGGAAUGCGCGGACUGACUGGGUCAAGGUGCUGUUUGAAGAGGAGAGGCUGCCGUUUCAGGAGGGGUUUACGCGGUCGCCUACGAUGCUGACUCUUGGUCAGAUUUUAGAGUUGCACAAGAAGGUGGAGGCCGUUUAAGCACCGGGCUGAGGGUCAUGUAGGGGAGCU